AUGGAAGUGUCACUCAGUUUUCUCAUUUGCGAACUGCUCCAGGUCCAUGGCUUUUGUCACGACCGCGGCAUCCAAAUCUGUGCUGGCAGCCUUUGGGCUGCAGGGGCCAGUAUCUUCGACGAACUGCUCACCAAAGCCUCGUUGCUAACGCGUGUGCAGCGCUUCUUUGGCGCCCCCGGCGAGCUGUUUGUGCUCUUCUACGCGGGGCACGGCCGGCCGGGCACAGGCGACUGGAUUUUGCAGGAUGAGGAUGUUUCUCUCGCUGAUAUACUGCAUCUUUGGAAUCGAAGAUCUGGACACGGCGUCCUGCUGAUCAUCAGCGAUGCAUGUUACAGCGGAGCAUGGGUAAUGGAAGCCGCAAGGCUUCGUUCUUCAAAUGUUGUGGUACAAUCUUCCUGUGCCGCCCUGGAAAGGGCCUUGGACGGAGUCUUCAUCUCCCUGUGGCUCUUGGUGCAACGCUUGGAAGUUCAAGAAACCUAUGCCCUGAAGCAUUUGGAGUCCUUGGAUCGUCAUCCGUGUGUCUACGUGGCUCCUGAGCUGAAGCCCGGCCGAAAGCCGCUGCCCGCGCUGCCCGCCCUGGGGCCUGGAGCGGAUCCACCGGUCCUGUUGCAGUUGCAUAGCUGCCACAACCUGGGCCCAGAGAUAGCCGUGGCACCAGAGAUCAGCAGACCGCAUGGCUCUGCAAGGACUGGCGGUCUGCGCCGCCUCCACUUCGCCCACAACCACCACCGGGCGGUGCGCGGCCGUGCCGAGCAGCGGCGAGUGCGAGGGCUACAAGGUUCGCAGCUGUCAGGGCCAUAUCGAGAAGAAGGAGAACCAGAUCCAGCGCUCUUGGUAGAGCAGCUUGCUCAAAGCGACUCCAGGAAUGACGUGCUGAAUCUUUUGGAUGCGGCCUGUGUGGCUGCAGCCAAAGAAGAGCUCCGCCACGUUCUAAGCCACUUGAAGCUCCACGACACGCUGGGUGCCAUUCUGCUGCAAGCCGCUUCCACUGCAGAUGUGCAGGUGGCCCAAGCUGCCCUAUGCGGCCUGUGGAAUCUUUGUGGAACAUCCCGGGGUUCAUUGAGUUCGUUGGCCCCGUUGGCCACGAGUUGUGUGCCACACGCCUUGAAGGAUGUGGCCCACCUGACACCUGAGUGGUCCGCACGUGUGGCCUGGUUGAUGGCUGAAGAGCCCCGGUGCUGCGAGGCAUUGAGAGCCUGUGAUGUGGCCAGUGCCUUACGGCAGCACCUGCAGGGUGAUACGAAACGCUGGGUGCAGCGAGCUUUGGGACGGCUGGAGGAUGGCGGAAGCAAAAAAGGUCCUGUGUCUCACUCAGGGUCGAAGUGGUGA
Messenger RNA from Cladocopium goreaui, 1329 nucleotides. The record is from the annotation of a GenBank genome assembly. Lineage: Eukaryota; Dinophyceae; Suessiales; Symbiodiniaceae.